Molecule: messenger RNA, 447 nt
Organism: Talaromyces stipitatus ATCC 10500
Lineage: Eukaryota; Fungi; Ascomycota; Eurotiomycetes; Eurotiales; Trichocomaceae
Exons: 2
Coding region: 1-447 (148 amino acids)
Source: RefSeq, a predicted model, not a curated record
AUGCCUGCUUCCAUCGACGUCCAGAAAGAGACGAUUAGCAAAUUUUUGGCAGCAUGGGAGAGUGGAAAAGCGCAGGAUACCAUAGAUCUCUGGGCAGAUGACUUUGAGCAGCGUCUACUGCCUCUGUCGCUGCAGCAGCCAGUGCGAACACGUGCCCAUGCUCAGUUUAUCUAUCCUAAGCUCGUGGAAAACCUGAAAAAUUGGAAGUUGAACAUCAAGAAUAUCGUUCACGACGCGGCCAACGGUACGGCCGCUGUAUAUGCAACGUCCUCUGCAGAUACGCCCGUUCCUGAGGAGAAAUGGACAAACGAAUAUGCCAUUUUCGUAUGGCUGACUGAAGAUGGAAUGAAGGUUAAAAGGUUGGAGGAAAUGGUAGAUUCUGCGUUCUACCAGCACUUCUUUCCGAAAUUUCAGAAUUACCUGGUGGAACAAGGACUUCUCCAGUAG